Messenger RNA from Daucus carota subsp. sativus, 3138 nucleotides. RefSeq names its product kinesin-like protein KIN-8B. Lineage: Eukaryota; Viridiplantae; Streptophyta; Magnoliopsida; Apiales; Apiaceae. The transcript is spliced from 16 exons. The record is from RefSeq and is a predicted model, not a curated record. Gene Ontology annotation, molecular function: microtubule motor activity; ATP binding; microtubule binding. Bases 341 to 2758 code for a protein of 805 amino acids. Gene Ontology annotation, biological process: microtubule-based movement.
AAAGACAAACAACACACAUACAAUGUCACAAGAAAACAAACGAGCAUUCAUUUCUCCGACCUAAACCCCCCUCAUUUCUCUCUCCCUCCCCCUCUCGGCAUUUAAUCUCUCUCCUCCUCCUCCUCCUCGGCUGUCUUAAAUGAAUUCUUCAGUUUCAUCUUACAUUUAAUUUUAUCUCGUAUUUCCCGAGGCAGUUCUGUAAGAAGACUACUACUCCACAACAAACAUGCCUUUCUAUGUCUUCUUCUGAUUGUUCCUUUGUGCUUGUUGAGCUUCAAUUAGGGCUUUGAAUUUAUAUUGUUAUGAAUUCAGCUUCAUUUUGAAUGGUUGAAUCAUCAUUAUGCCUAGUAUUCGAGCUCCUGCUGCUAAGAAAACUACCACUCUUACUGUUGCUGUGAAGUGCAGGAGGCCUGCAGGAAAUGAAAGAGGUCUUAAUAUUGUAAGAGUCAACGAUGAUAAGGAGGUACUUGUUUUGGAUCCUGAUUUGUCUAAAGGCUACCUUGAUCGAAUUCAAAACCGGACCAAAGAGCGUAGAUAUUCUUUCGACCAUGCGUUUGGCCCCGAGUCCAAGAAUCUGGAUGUCUACAUGAGAGGUAUAUCUUCUACAGUUGCAGGAGUCAUUCAGGGGCUGAACGCUACGAUUUUUGCUUAUGGCUCCACCGGAAGUGGCAAGACAUAUACAAUGGUUGGGACUAGAGAUGAUCCAGGAUUAAUGGUACUCAGCCUACAUACAAUUUUUGAUCUUAUCAAAAAGGACAAUAGCUCUGAUGAUGUUCAAGUGACCUGUUCUUACCUUGAAGUCUACAAUGAAGUUAUCUAUGAUUUGCUAGUAAGAUCAUCUGGUCAUUUGGAGCUUAGAGAGGAUCCGCAAAACGGGAUAGUUGUUGCUGGACUUAGAUCUAUCAAGGUGAACUCGGCGGAUAGGAUUCUAGAACUUCUAAAUCUGGGUAACAGUCGACGGAAAACAGAAAGCACAGAAGCUAAUGAGACAUCCUCACGAUCACAUGCAGUUUUGGAGAUAACAGUGACUAAAAAACAAAAAAACAAAUAUUGUAAUCAAGUUAUUAGAGGAAAACUUGCACUUGUGGAUCUUGCUGGCAGUGAGCGUGCUUCUGAAACACAGAGUGGAGGCCAAAAGCUGAGAGAUGGUGCAAAUAUUAAUCGCUCACUCCUUGCUUUGGCAAACUGCAUUAAUGCUUUGGGGAAGCAGCAAAAGAAGGGUCUAGCAUAUGUCCCCUACCGCAAUAGUAAACUUACACGGAUUCUUAAAGAUGGUCUGAGUGGUAAUUCUAAAACGAUCAUGAUUGCAACCGUAUCACCUGUGCAUAGUCAGUACCAUCACACUGUGAAUACAUUGAAAUAUGCUGACCGAGCAAAAGAAAUUAAGACACACAUCCAGAAAAAUAUUGGCACAAUUGAUACCCAUGUAUCGGACUACCAGCGGAUGAUUGACAACCUUCAGAUAGAGGUUGGUCGGCUAAAGGAAGAACUUGCAGAAAAAGAGUCACAGCUUGUUACUAAACCUACUGAAAAAGCUUCAGAUGAUGAACUCUCCUGGUUGAAUUUAUUAAGCCAAGAAACCACUGAAAAUGUUCAGGAGCGAAUAAAUUUACAGAAGGCCUUAUUUGAGCUUGAGGAGACUAAUCUUCGCAAUCGCAUUGAAUUGCAACAUCUUGACGAUGCUAUUGCCAAGCAACAGGGAACUGAGAGUGAUGGAACAGUUGUGCAGGCAUUAGGGUCAAGGAGACAAGUAAUACUCGACAAUAUCCGUGACAAUGAUGAAACUGACGUCAAUUACCAACGAGAAAUUGAAGCAAAUGAGAAGCGGCGUUGUCAACUACAAGAGAUGAUUGAAGAAGCGAUUAGUAACAAUGGAAAUAAAACCUACUUGCGCAUUCUAAGUCAAUACAGACUCCUGGGGAUGGCGAAUACUGAGCUUCAAUUUGAAAUGGCAAUGAGGGAUCAAAUCAUUUAUAACCAGCAGGAAACACAGAGAAACAUGUGGAAUGUACUAAUGGGUUUAGGACUUGAAGAAAAACAGAUAUUAGAGGCUGCUACUAAGCAAGGGAUACUGAUAGAAGAUGCAACAAUGUCGUCUUAUCAGGGAUUGUCUGAUAGGAAGCAAUCACAAAAUACAAGAAGUUGUAUUUCCCUGCCCUACUCUUCUACGAGUACACAGUCCUUUUCUAGAUCAUCUUGCAUGUUUCAACAAAGUGAAGACGACAGUGGCAGGCCAUUCUCCAAAGAGAAUCCGAACAUGCCUCGCACAAUUUGCAGAGAGGAGCACCACAGUUCAUAUUAUUACAUGACUAGGGACAACUGCCCAUCUGCAUUGAUGAGGCCGAGGAAGAGUACUGAGCACUUUCUUAACGACCCAAGUUCAGAGUCUGUGACACCUUGUAAAUACACUCCAGAGUUGCAUGAUAUACACCAACACAUGAGAACCAUGUCAUCAUCGUACUGUGGAAGCCCUACACAAACUUCUUCUUUCAAAUCUGAUUUCUGGCAGCACCAAAAGAAGGCCAUGACUAGCAUUACAAGACAAAAACCACAUGCCAGUUAUGCUGCUGGAUCCGGUGCUAAUCAGGGCCUAGAUGGUGGAUUGAUGAUGCAUAAAGGCUGCUCUGCCCGUGGUCAGAUUAUGUCCAACCCGAUAGAACAAGUUCCUACGCCUACGUCUAAUCAUAUAUUUCCAAACACUGCUCCUCGAGACUUGUCAAAUAUGUCCCAGAUCCCUUCUUUUGCUAGUUCCAGGUAAAUAUAUCUUGUCAAUGUCCCAGUUCCAAUCUUUGAUUCUCACACCUCAAGUUUUGCAGAGCCUAGGACUUGUAGGGUUCCAUCGUUCCUCCUCCCUCUUGUACCAAAUGUACAUGUAUUUAGCAUGGUAGAACCUUUAGAAUAGUGACAGUGGGUCCCAUAUCGUUCAUAUCAGCAAAAAAAAAAGGUCGGAGAAAUAUGAUGCGGAUGUCAGAAGUUUAGAUAAUAGUGGGUAUUAUAUUAUAUUUAUUUCAUGUUCUGAUAGUCUAGAGUAUUCAAAUGUUGUUGUUUUAACAAUUUUUACUUUGUAUACAAUGCGAGGGAGAUUAAGGUGACGGAGAGAAAAUAUUAAGAAAAACUUACUCCAUUUUACAGUUUGCA